Molecule: messenger RNA, 3078 nt
Organism: Guillardia theta CCMP2712
Lineage: Eukaryota; Cryptophyceae; Pyrenomonadales; Geminigeraceae
Exons: 26
Coding region: 1-3078 (1025 amino acids)
Source: RefSeq, a predicted model, not a curated record
AUGGAAAUUAUCAGGAUUAUGGGUCAUGAGAUGCAAAAAGAUGGAAGAUACUCUGCCGUGGGAAAGUAUAUCAAAUCCUGCCUUGAAUCGGAGGAUUGUAGGAUGACUGAAUUGACAAGUGCUGAUAGUCUUGUUCAGGAAUCAUCGAAGCGCAAAACAUCUAGCGGGGGGGUGGAAUACAGUAGUGAGAGGAGCGCAGGCAUCCCCAGGAUCAGAACUCUUCCUCCUCAGUUCAUCAGAGCAGCCUUCAGUCAGAACGAGUACGAGGCUGUCCGCGCCUUUGCAGGGCCGUCCCUGUGCUGUGAGCCCUCCUGCCCUCUGAACGCGGCUCAGCUCCUGGCAGACGAUGGCUUGCGCAAGCUGCUGGGACUGGACGAGCUCCCGGUACCAUCAAAGAGAGCAGAAGUCAUCGCGAGGAGACUGCUUCAGCUCGCAAAGAGCAUCGCCGCAGAUUCCCGCUCCCUGGAGUCGUCUGGCCGGAACUCCGAGGUGGAUCAGGACAGCGCGGCUACUCGACCGCCUCACAUGGACGACGACGAGCUUGUCAGCCUCGUGUGGGCGCUGCUGUUUGCACGAUCGGAGGACAGGUGCGAGCUUCUCAAGUACGUAUUCAAGGACGAGGACAAGGACAAGGGAGGAAAUCAGCUCAGCAAGGUCCCAGCUGAAAGGUCUCUCCAGGACGCACGACUGAAGUUGAUACGGCAGUCGGAGAUGCAAGACAUGAUAGUUCUGUCCUCCAAGAUCGCAGUGUACACCAAGUCAGCGCUGUCAGAGCCUCUCCCGUUCGCCCCUCACCUUCCCUCCAGGAGGUUGUCGAGUGCUGAGUGGGAGGCGAACUUUGCUGGAGAGCUGGACCCUUCAAGCAUGGCCGAGUGGAUCGCAAGAGUGGAAUUGACGCGCGCGAAGAACCAGUUGAAGUCAGGAGAGAAACUCUCGUCUCUCGAGGCGUGGAGUCAAAAGAACCUACCCUCUUUCCUCUCUGUGCUCGGAGCCUGCUUGCUCGCCCACUGCGUCUCUGCUGGUCGGAGGUUUGCGGGCUUGUUGAAGGAGAACGAGCUGGAGGAUUUCGCCUUCUGCAAGGAGAUCACUAAUGAGCUGAUCCCGGCGCUGACGGAGAGGAGUGAAAUCCUAACACCUGAUGCUCUCUACCUGCUCAGCUCCUUCUUUCCCCCCUCGUCUCGCACGUACCUCAAGCGUUUGUACUCGUCGCGCGCGGACGGGAAGAGGCUCGCCAACAACACUGUCGGCUACCGAGGCCCAACCCUGUGCUUGUUCAAGGACAAGUACGGGAGGGUCGCUGGGAUUCUGAGUGAGAGCGAGUGGAGAGACGCGAACAUCUUCCAGGGUGACAGCAAGACCAUCCUCAUGACCGUGGCCCCUCGUUUCUCUGUCUGCCGCGCGAUUCAUGAGAACGCCAAACCCGGGUCGAAGCCCUUCUACACCUUCCUCAACACCAAGACGGGGAUAGGCAGGUUCUCGUGGCCAGCCAAGGGGAUCGGAGCAGGAGGAAGUCCCGGACAUCUCAAGCUCUGGGUGGACGAGGAGCUGGAGAGAAUCUCAUGGGAUGGCGACAUGGAGUGCGAUGGUUUUGAGAGUGAAGGGGACUCCUGGUCUCCGCCUGACAGCGAUCUGUCAGUGGUCGAGGUGUGGGGAUGCGGAGGCCUGGACGCGGAGCAAGCUCAGGUCCAGCACAGGCGGCGGGAGGCGAGGAUGGCAGAGCGAGCGAGGCAGGUGGACAGGAAGAUGAUGUUCGGCGGAGGUCACAGCUGGACGGAGAGCCCGGACAAGUUCAUCCUCGACAUGGCGACGGCUACCGCGAUCAUCGAGCCUAGCUCACUUGUUGUCAUGAAAUUCAAAACUUUCUUCGUUGCUACCCGCAGCGUCACCUUGGAGGAGGAGGGUAAGAACGUCGGAGAUGGCGAGGAGAAGCUGAGAGAAGCGAGUGAGGCAAUCAUAGCAGUCAGGCCGACAAGGAUGGAAGGGAUGAGCGGGAGUCCGUCAGGAAGGAGGAGCAGAACACAGGAGUCAGCAACCGACAUGAGUGCGACGAGCGCGAAGAAGCGAAGAGUGCAGACGUGCGGCAUGGGAGAGAGCAUCACCUCCUUCAUGCAGACCAUCGAGAGCAAGAACUCAGAGCGCUGCCGAGAGUCUGCGCUGCAACAUGCAAUGUUGGAGGAUAACAAGGAGAACAGGCGGCUGGACGAGUCGCUCUUGGUGAACAACAGUCAAGAGGAGAAGCAUAGUGUUGUGGAGUUGUGCGAGAAGGAGGAGGAGUGUGUUCAAAGAAAGCGCGGGGGAGGAGAAGUGGAGGAGGAUCAGAUGAUUGAGAGGCUGCAGUUUGUGACGCACGAAAACAAUCUGAUGAGGAGGGAGCUGGCGACUCUCCGAUCCUCGUUCGCUCACCUGGCGGUUGCGCUGGCAGCGUCGCAAGGAUGCUCGGACUCGUCUUGCUCUCAGCGAUGGAACUACCUGCAAGACUUCUGCAAACAGGUCGGAGGCUCCUCGGAUCAACAGGGGAGCUCGGCUAUCGCAGACUUAUACGAGGAGAGGAAGAAGAACCUGGAAGGGAAGAUCGGAGAGCUUGAGCGGCUGGUCAAGAUGGCGUUCGAUCGCUGUGACUUCCUGCAGGCCAACGCAAACAAACAGAGCAAGGGGCUGAAGCAGCAGAUACAUCAGGACGUGACCUCUGCCCUCAACCACGUCAAGUGCUCCCUGCCCAGCAGGCAAGGGAACGACCUGGAGCUGCUGAGGCAGCUUGCGAGGGCGGAGGAGGUGCAGAAGAGGAAGAACGAGGAGAUAGAGAUUGAGUUCCAUGCGCUUGAAAAUCACCUUCUCCAGCUCUGCCAGCAGAUGCACUCGCUUGCCAAGAAAGUGGACCAGCUCCGCCAUGCCCCGCUCUCUCCUCCCCGCGAGCUGCAGUCCUCUCUUGAAGUCUCGGGCCCAGUCAACUCUCAGGUGGACUUCAGCUGCAGGAGCACCUUCCAGCUGGACAACUGCUUCGGCGAGGGAGGAGAAGAGGAAGACUUGACGAUUUCCCUCCGACCUGCUCCUCCUACUCUCCCGACCUAUGCCCAAUGA